Saprolegnia diclina VS20 is the source of this 588-nucleotide messenger RNA. RefSeq lists its product as hypothetical. Lineage: Eukaryota; Oomycota; Saprolegniomycetes; Saprolegniales; Saprolegniaceae. Bases 1 to 504 code for a protein of 167 amino acids. The transcript has a single exon. The record is from RefSeq and is a predicted model, not a curated record. Gene Ontology annotation, cellular component: extracellular region.
AUGGCGCUCUCAAAUCCCGCGAGCCUUGGGCUGCUCGAAGCGACGACGUCGAACGCGUGCAGCUACGUGAGCCUGGCUUCGACGCUCUUGCCGUUUUUUACCAACAUCACCAAGUGCAGCUCGGCGACCAACUACACGCUGACACCGCCCACGGCGUGGCCGACGGCGGCGCAGACGCCCGUGCUUUGCUCGGACCCGGCGUGCACGGCGACGUUGAGCAGCCUCGAGACGGCUGCGCUUCCCAACUGCACACUAACGAUCCAAGGGUCGACGUACACGAUGCCUGCGUUUGUACGCAGCCUCGCGGCGUCGUGCCUUCCGUCGGCGAUGUCGGGCUCGCCCGCCAUGAACGCCGGCAACGAUCCCAGUACGCUUCCAGAUGCCGCGACGAGCGCGUCGCACGACACCUUGCCGGCAACGACAUCGUCGCGCCAAGCGCGCAAGCUCUCUCAAAUGACUGUGCUUGCGGUGGUGCUCUUUGGUACAAUCGGCUACAGUAUGUAAAGCGGGCGGAGCUGUUGGGAUUUCUCUAGCUGCCUUCCUGAACGAGCGCCGUAACCACUGUAAUAUCGUCCAUCUUGCCACCCG